AUGGCUGGUAGACUCUCCAGAACAGAAAUAGAAGAACUACAGGCCGUAGUUGAGACAGGAAACCUCAUGGCAGCAGCUGCUAAACUUCAGGAGAAGCUAAAGUCAUUAGAAAACACCCCACUGGAUAUCGCCAUCACAGGACCAUCAGGUUCAGGGAAAUCAUCCUUCGUCAAUGCCAUCCUGGGCCUGCAUGAUGAUGAUGAAGGUGCUGCUGAGACUGGAGUAACCCAAAAAACGAUGAAGCCAAAUGCUUACCCACACCCCAAACUCUCAAGUGUAACAAUAUGGGACCUGCCAGGAAUUGGAACACCGAACUUUCAGCCAGACAAAUACCUCAAGCAGGUAAAUUUCAACAACUAUGACUUCUUCAUCAUCAUGGCCUCAGAGCGCUUCACUUCCCACCACACCAACCUCGCCCAGGAGAUUCAGAAGAUGGGGAAGAGGUUUUACUACGUGCGCUCCAAAGUGGAUGCUGACUUGAAUGCUGAAAGAAGGAAGAGGCAUUUCAGCAAGGAGAAAACCCUGCAUAAGAUAAGGGAGGACUGCAUAGAGAACCUGAGAGCAGUGGGUGAGGCCUCCCCACAGGUUUUCCUGCUUUGCAACUGGGAACUGGCUGACUACGAUUUCCAGCUCCUGCAGGAGACACUGGAGAAUGAGCUGGAUGCGCAGAAGAGACACGUGUUCAUCCUGGCCAUGCCCAACAUCUCGGCAAAGAUCCUGGAGAAGAAAAAGGCUGCACUGCAGAAGCAUAUUUGGGAAGCGGCCAUUGUGUCAUGUGUUGUCGGUGCUGUUCCUGUUCCAGGCCCCUCUUUCGUCUGUAAUGUAGCCCUCUUGGUGUCUCACAUGAUUCUUUACAGUGUGGCCUUUGGCUUGGAUGACGAGUCUCUCACUAGACUGGCUGAGCAGGUGGACAAGCCAAUUGAAAAG
Messenger RNA from Chrysemys picta bellii (western painted turtle), 927 nucleotides. The record is from RefSeq and is a predicted model, not a curated record. NCBI's taxonomy places the organism in Eukaryota, Metazoa, Chordata, Testudines, Emydidae.